Messenger RNA from Phytophthora infestans T30-4, 392 nucleotides. RefSeq lists its product as uncharacterized. The transcript is spliced from 2 exons. The record is from RefSeq and is a predicted model, not a curated record. Lineage: Eukaryota; Oomycota; Peronosporomycetes; Peronosporales; Peronosporaceae. Bases 107 to 337 code for a protein of 76 amino acids.
UGAAUACGCGAGCGGAAGCGCUGCGUCUGUAUCGCGCUAUCUACCGGGUGCGUGGCCGUUGUGAAUAAUAUGUGUGCAGCAGCCACGAGUGAAAACGCUAGAGACCAUGGCUGAAGCUAUAUACUCCAUGCAGGCGGCCGGGAACAUGCCGACGCGUGACCGAACCAACUACGUGCGUAGCCGCCUGCGUCAUGAGUAUGACCAAGCACACGAAGAGACCAAUCCGGAGAGAAUCAGCUUCCUGCUUCGUCUUGCAGAAACGCAGUUGGACACGGUGGAGGUGCAGGCUCAGCACUUGAAGUCCACCUUCUCCAGUCCCGACUACCAUCGUACAUAGACUACAAGCACGACUAGGCACCCAAGAUAAAAUUUAUCUCGUCAUGAGCCGCAUC